AGUAUGGACUGCAAGUAUGGAACAUGACUGGCCCGGUUCAUCAACAUGAUGGCAAGUGGCCCAAACCACAUUGUGGGCCAGACCUUGCUUAAUCAGUAGCCCACCCAGCACAUUAACCAACCACCAGUGCAAAUUUUACGGCCCAGCCCAGUUAUCUGACAGAAAAGGAAGAGCUACUCCCGAAGCCCAGCACCCAUCAUCGUCACCAUCCAACCACACAGUCCGCGCUCCACACCACCAAUCCGAGAUGGGCCUGAGUCCCUCCAAGCGCGUGGACGCCGCGCUGCGGCGCGCGCCGGCGUUCGCCGCCGCCUGCGACGCCGCCUUCGACCGGUGCCUCGCGGACGCGCAGGGCGCCUUCGGGGGCGUCCGCCGGUACCAGCUCGCCGACGCCGCGGCGCACCUCCACUCGUCGCUCCGCGCGUCCGUCCCGCUGGUCCGGCGCUGGGUGCCCUCGCCGCCGCCCCGCGCCCGCGUCGACGCCGCGCUCCGCGCAUCGGGGCUCGAGGGCGAGGGGGAGCUCUCCCGGCCCCAGUUCGGGGGGUUCGCCGCUGAGCUGUUCAGGGAGGCCGUGCUGGCCGGCGCGGCGGAGGCGGCGCUCGUGCGCGCCCCCGCCGCCGCGGCCGGGAUCGUCGGGGUGGGGCUGGUGGCGCGCGCCGCGCCCGCGGUGGUCGGGAGGGUCGUCGCCGUGUACGCCGCGGGUGUCGCCGCCGCGGUUUACCUCAGCCUGGGCUAGGUUUCCCUUGUGUGUUGCCGCGGUACCUGCUGGACUGUAUGUACAAGGAUCCACUUCUGCAGUUCUGAUGUGUUGUUGUGUUCAGGUCUGAAUUCAACGGCAGUUGUUGCAAAAAUAAUGCGUACUUGCGUAGUAUGAUCAGAUUCCAUUAAAAUGGCAUUGAA
This is a messenger RNA of Setaria italica (foxtail millet), 900 nucleotides long. RefSeq lists its product as uncharacterized. Lineage: Eukaryota; Viridiplantae; Streptophyta; Magnoliopsida; Poales; Poaceae. The transcript has a single exon. Bases 248 to 736 code for a protein of 162 amino acids. The record is from RefSeq and is a predicted model, not a curated record.